This is a messenger RNA of Limulus polyphemus (Atlantic horseshoe crab), 4840 nucleotides long. RefSeq names its product sorting nexin-16-like. Bases 359 to 1474 code for a protein of 371 amino acids. NCBI's taxonomy places the organism in Eukaryota, Metazoa, Arthropoda, Merostomata, Xiphosura, Limulidae. Gene Ontology annotation, molecular function: phosphatidylinositol binding. The transcript is spliced from 8 exons. The record is from RefSeq and is a predicted model, not a curated record. Gene Ontology annotation, biological process: endosome to lysosome transport; early endosome to late endosome transport; protein targeting to lysosome. Gene Ontology annotation, cellular component: early endosome; extrinsic component of endosome membrane; late endosome.
CGCAUGACCUUCUACUCGUGGUGCAUGUGAUUAUAAUACUGUUUAUAACAAGCCUGGAAUGGGUAUUAGAAUUUGAAAUGUUGGCAAGUCAUGUAUGACUAAUACGGCAUUAUUGCAAUGUCAGCAGUUAGCCAUAAAGUGAUCCAUUUAGCAUCAGGUAGCAGCCUUUUAUAUAAAGAAAGGUAGAGAACUGAUAAACACUGCAGGUAAGGCUCAAGAAUCCAUCUGCCACUAUUGCCAAUUUAUUCAUUCAUAAGACAAAUUCUUCAGAACUAGAAGACAUAACCAGAAAAAUCUGGAAGUUUUAGAACAAGAACCUGAAGCUAGUGUAGCAGACAGUAAAAUAUUAGAUGAAAGAAUGGGUGGAACACGCAGUAAGCUCAGUUCUCUGAAUUCUAGCAGUGACAUCAGUACAAGUGGUGUGAUGUGUGAUAUAUCAACACAAGAAGAAGGUUCCUCACCACAGCAGUCUUACUCUUUAGUUCCACCUAAUGAUCACCCAAACUAUCGUGUGCCAAUUGUAGGGUAUGAGGUUACAGAACAACGAGCUCGUUUCACGGUGUUUAAGAUAAGAAUUGAAGAUCAAAUAAAUGGAAGAAGCUGGUUUGUGUUCAGAAGAUAUACUGACUUCGUUCGAUUAAAUAAAAAACUUAGAGUAUUGUUUCCUGGCCUCAGGCUUAAGCUUCCAGGUAGGAAGUGGUUUGGAGACAAUUUUGAUCCUAUUUUCCUGGAAGACCGAUUGCUGGGGCUGCAGUCAUUUGUAAAUAGUAUAAUUACUCAGAAACAUCUCCUUAAAAGUAAACCUGUCCAAGAAUUUAUCUGUGCUGAUGAGCCUCCUGGUCAUGAUGAAACGCUUGAAGACAGUAGAGCAUUUUGUGAAAGUUUGGAAGAUACUGUCUACAUACUAAGACAGAAACUAAAGGAGAAAGAUGCAGAAAUUGAGCUCCUAAAAGAGAAGGUCACAAAGUUGCAAUCACAAAAAGAAAUAUUGCUUAAGUCUCUCAAAUUAGAAUGUUCUCUAACAACUCAAAACAUAGAGUCAUGUCCAAAUGCACCUGGUCCAUUGACAUCUAGCCCUAAAACUCACCAUCUUCUUGCUUCGACUCCUCACUGUACUCCAAACACUAAUUUUGUAUCUGGUCAUCUACAUCGAUUACAUCAUCUCAACAUAACUUUAAUCAACAUUUCUUCAUUAUACUUGAGUAACACAAAUGGAUCUGUGUUGAGAAGUCCCUUUCACUCCUGCCAAGCAUUUAACUCUCCUUUGGUUGAAGACAUUCAUGAAAGAUAUGGUGGUGAUGGUUGCACUGUGCCAGAAGAGCGACUGCCACCACUAGGAGGAAUUGAGGACACACCUAUUUUGUCAGAAGAUGCUAUGACAAAGGUUGACAUAAUUUCUGAAAAUUGUGAAACUAGUGGUGCUUUACACAAUUCUACCAGUCAAAUAUCAAAAUUAGAUUUCUUUAGGUAUUGACAGGAAAUCUAAAUGUCUGAAUAAGUGACAUGGGACAACAGCUAUGCUGUGUACACAUACAAGUGAUAAAGUAAUGCAGUUUUCUCUAUUCAUAUCAUAUCUUUGUUAGUUUAAAUGUUUGAUUUUGUUUAGGUUUUUAGUUGUUGUUUUUUUUUUUAACAUUAACUUAAUAGAUAUAGAUAAGAGAAUUUGAAUUUUUUGAGAAGAAUUUAUGAACAAGUUUGUGUUGUGAAAAGUGUUGCUGUUAUACAGGUAUUUCUUGUGUCAAACAUGAGCUCCAAAGCAGACUGAGGUAGAAUAUUUAUCAACCAUCUUAUGAAGAAACUGACAUGAAAUCUUUUUAUCUGUAAACCAUGACAAAUAAGAAACUUACUGAUCGUACAGAUCUGUAGUGUGUGUGUGUGUGUGUGUGAAAAUAAAGAAAGAUUCCUCAAAUAAAUUAGGUUUUGGAAUUAACAAAAUCAUAUCAUUUGUGGAAGUUUUCUGUAUGUAUGUUGGUGUUUUAUUCUUGAAAUUUGCCAUGAAUCUAUAUUUUAGUGCGUGUUUUCUUUAGAUUGGUGUUGUACAUUAAACUCCUAACAAUAUAUCUUCUGUGAAUUUCAUGACAUGAAUAUAAAAACAUAGCAAAUUUUUGGUGCCUUGAUAUUUACUGCUUAACGAGUAUUCAUUUGAAAUGUUUUUCUAACGCCAAAAUAAACUAGUAAAAUAUGGGAAAAAAAGGCAAUUUUUCUCUGUUAUGUGUGUUUCAGGUAAAAAAAAAUGUAAUUAACAGAUACUAAAUGCUCAGUAUUUUCAGGUAUUUAUGUUUGUUGUAUGAAUCUGAAAUAUACUGAUUUAAUAACAGAAGUUUCAUACUAUUAAGACAGAACAUGUUACAGAUUAAUUGUUCUUAAUGAUGUUCAAAUCAAAAUAUUCAAUUUUUAUUAGAAAUAAUUAGUUCUUUUUUUUAUUAAAAAAAAUGUCAUAAGGAACUUGCUGAUGCCAUUGCAUAAUAUUUGGCCAAAGUUAUAUUUUUGUACUCUGUUUAUGGUUUAAUAAUUCCACAAAAAAAUGAGCUUAAGAAUAAACUUGUCCAUCUGUAUUCCCAGACUUCGCAUUCGGAUUGAGAUUAAACUCUGUUACCUUCUAGAAACUGUUGUGUAGCAUCUAAACAAAACUGAGUUUAAAAAUAAAAUUACAUUAUAUAAUCCCAGCCUAAAAAAUAUAACUUUAAAAUAAGCUGUCAAUAAGUUAAAAAUAUUUGUUAUUUAAAGCACUGGUUGGAAUAUAUUAGUUCCGUUAGCUUAAUUGAACUUGAGUCACCCUGUUUACUGGUGUUUAAAUAUUUUGACAAAAAUAAAUAUGUACUCAUUUUUUAUUGUGUAAAUGUGUUCUUGUACUCUGUAAUAUUUAUAAUCAUUAAUUAAACAUCCUACAGAGUUCAUACUUGCAUAUGUAUAUAUAAAGUAAUUUUUGAUUGAGACAUUGUGUGAAUCCACUGUCUCUUGUUGGAAGUGUCAUAGCUUUAAUUUUUAGAGACAAUAUACCUUUUAGAACAUAGAAACCCAUUAAAUAUGAAAAACAAAAAUGUGUGUUGUAAACUAAAAUUCAAGCUUGAGGUAAAAGUUAUUGUAUCAUUAGUUAGGAAUAGUAGUGAAAACAUAUGUUUAUAAAAUCAUGUUAUAUACUGUGUUAUAAUCUAGGGCAUUAAGUUCCAUGUUAAUGUUUUUUAGAUGCUUAUUAACAUUUUGGGGAUUUUUUUUUUUCUGUAAUUAAUGAAUUCCAUAAUUUAAAAAAAGGAGAGUUUUUGUUAUUUAAAUUCAUGUUUUGCCUCAUGUAAAACUCUCUACUCCAAUGAAACUGGAAAUUAUUUAACACUUAUAUAACAUCUCUUAAAUAUGUGUGAAGGAAGAUGGAGUCGUAACCCAGCUGGCCUGACAGACUUCUGUAUUAAUCAAAUGGUCAUAUUGGCAGUGAUUCACAAUACCCAAACACUAAUAAAUAUUUUUUGUAUUGGAAACCUGUAAUGAAUGAAAUGGUUAAAGUUAUUCUCAGUUAUUGUAUGUAUUAUUUUAUGCUCCUUAAACAUAAUAUACAGCUGUUAUCCUUUCAUUUUGAUACGGUCUUACCUCCUCUCACAAAACUAUCUCGAUCUUCUUUCUAUCCCCUAAGCAUUGCUAAAAACUAUUAACGUUCAGCACACCAGUUUAUAUACCACACAAAUUGUGUGCCAUUUUUGAACAUGUAUAUAGCAUGUCAUCACCCUCCAUCAAUAGUAUUGUGCCACCUAUAUUGGCACAGCUGUCUCCCUCUUAAUCUUCACUUUCACAUGUGACUAACAUUUACGAUUGUAUUUCAUUGACAUUUCAAUAUCAUUUUCAAGUUUUCUUUUACUGUGUUUGUAUUCAAUUGUUUAAUUUUUUAUUUUUUUUACAUUCGUUUAUUGUUAUCCAAUUAUACUGUAACUUAGAAUGACUUUGUGAUACAAUGCAUCAACAAUGGAAGUUCCCAUUAUGGUAGACAAUGCCUGUGGUAUAACUACCUGGGCAUUGGGUUCGACUUUAUCUACUGAGGGGGUACAAGCCUUAAUUUGCAGGGAGUUAGGUUCCUACUGGCUGGAGGUUUCUUCUCAUUUUCUGAGGAUGAAUACAAUCAAAGAGAAGAAAAUUGGAUUCACCUUUUCUGGCACCUUCUUAUUUUAGUGUGUCACAUUCUAGAUCUUUUUUUCUAUAGCUCUUUAAUCAGGUAUGUGGUAUAUUACGUUUCCUUGUCCUCCUAGCUUGCAGAUGUCAUCAAUCAGAUAUUUUUGCUUUUAAUGUUAACAGAAUCCUCUACCAUUCCUCUUAUGUUGUUGUAUAUCCAGACUGGCCCUUCUUCCAUUAGACCUCUGUUGCCCAGGAAGGCCAUUUAGCUUUCACAUCCAUUUCUUUACCUUCCAUCUCCCUACUGUACUCGUAUUCUGAUCCCAAUCAGCUUCCUUGUCAGGUUUACUCCCUGUGGUGUUAUGUGGCACGCACUGCCUCCUUUCAGGGUUCAUGUUCCCAAACUUUUAUUCCCUGAAACCCUUCUAUUUCCUGUGAUCUAUUCCCUAUCACACUAACUGGUGGGUUCACCAACUCCUUAGGCUGGCAUAUUCAGACUUAUCUAUGGAAGGUCGCUGUCUCCUCAACAUUUCUUCUCAUCAAAUAUCAUAUCACCACAUCUUCGCCAUCCAUUGGAAGAAAUCGUUCAGGCUGGAAUAUGGACUACUCCCUAUUCGUCGGUAUUAUCUGCACUAUCUGGCUGUAUCUUUCUCAGGUGGAUAUUAACUCCCUCCCAUGGCAAUUCAACACUCGUUUGUCCCUCUUUGACAUGGGUAUGUCUUUUCACAACAUUUCAUUUAUGUUU